AUGUGGAAGGCUAUUCGUAAAUGCUUCUGUUUCCGCAAGAAGAAAAAAGAUAAGACCAUCAGAAAAUCUGUUGUGGUACCAUCAGAAAAACCAGAGCAGAAACUGGAGCUGCCUGAAACCAUCUGCCAGGAGACUCCAGAAACUCCUGAUAUCAACAUCGAUCAGGAACAACAACAAGUGGAAGAACAGGAGCAAGAUCUUAUAGCUGAUAUCAGCCCCUGCCACUCCCUGGAAACCGUCGAAAGACUUGAAGAGCCCCAAUGUGACACCUAUGAGGAACCAUCAGAAACCCCUGACGAUACCAACUGCCAGGAAAAACAAAAGCAAGAGCUGGAUCUGGGCAUGAACAACUGCCAGGAGAAUCAGCUUGAAGUAAAGUUCCCGACGCCCAGGACAUAUCUGCAAAUCCUGGAGCCAACAGGACAGGACAGCUACGGGAUGAAUUAUACCGGUUGGCACCGUAAAGAACAACUGGAUGUGUCCGUGACCAUCGUAAAGGACAUAGAGAAGAGAAAAGACAUCCUUCAAGAAGUGGAAGUCCUUGAACUUAUCAGAGGCCACGAAAAUGUCAUUGGCUACUAUGGGGCUUAUUACCAACGUGCCUCUGUAAAGAAGCCCCACUAUGAAGGACUGUGGAUUUCUAUGGAGCGUUGGAAUGGUGUAGCGGUGGAAGAUCUAAUCUACACCAGUGAGCAGUACUCCUUGCAUGAAAGCUGGAUAGCGUACAUCUGCAAGGAGGUAUUAAAGGGCCUGUGUCAUCUGGAAAACAAAAAGGUCAUCCAUCACGACCUGCGGCCCCAGAACAUUAUCCUGACAACAUCGGCAGAUGUAAAGAUCAGUGAUUUCAGCUCCGCCACCAUCGGGGAAAUGAGUCACAGUACGUCUGGGCGGAUUCCAUACCUGGCGCCAGAAGUACUGGCCAAUUUUGGCAAGAAGACCAUAUGGUAUAACUCUAAGGCUGACAUAUGGUCCUUGGGAAUAUCAGCACUUCAAAUGGCGGAAGGCUAUUAUCGUAAGUUAACGCCAGUGGGACUGUACGUUAGUACAUAAAG
Messenger RNA from Xenopus laevis (African clawed frog), 1052 nucleotides. Its product is annotated as serine/threonine-protein kinase mig-15. Bases 1 to 1050 code for a protein of 349 amino acids. NCBI's taxonomy places the organism in Eukaryota, Metazoa, Chordata, Amphibia, Anura, Pipidae. The transcript has 15 exons. The record is from RefSeq and is a predicted model, not a curated record.